AAGGUACGUAUUUCAAGUAGAGAAGAAAGGUGUUCAUAUUCUAGGCAAACACUUCAUUAGUCUCUAAUUAUUUCAUCCAUUAUGUUCACUUUUUGUCUACACUGCAGAAGCAUCUUAAUUUUUACAAAUAUCUUUGCAAUUAUUUUGAUUUUAUUUGAAGGCCUGUUUUCAGAUUUUUGGUCCAAAACUCUUCUCGAACUCAGAACAUGUAUAUAGUGCAUGACAUGUAAUUGUUCUCUGAUAUUCAGUUCUUAGUGAUCAAAUCAAAGUGUAUAAGUCACGUACAGAAUAUGAGUGAUCAAAUUAUCAAGCUAGAAGGUUUAUUAUUAGAUUACCUAUCUUAGAAAAAUGCAAAGUUAAAGCCUUUUUAGUUUGAAUUGUUAACUUAUAUAUGCUUAUGGUUUCUCUCCUCUACCUUGAAAUUCAUGAAUUUCCAAUAUCAAAAUGGAUAUUUCUUCACUCUAGCUUGGAUUUAUUAGUUAAAAAGAAAGUUUAUUGUUGAUACUGACACCUAAAAUUUGGACUAACAAUAUUUGUGGAACUAUUCUUCUCAACGCAUUUGUUGAAAAUUAGAAACCCAAUAUAUAUGAGUAUGACAAAAAAAAGAAAAGAAAAAUAGCCCUACUACAAUUAGAUUGACUCUGGAUCUUUUUUUGUCAAUCUCUUAUUAAAUCCAUGCUAGAUAAAGUCCAUAUCAUUUUUAGUCUGCUCUUAUUAUUGCCCAAUUCUCGUAUUAGUACGCAGGUCCGAGGCUGUUGCCAAACGUGACGUAUCCUUUCUGGGGAGUCAAUAAACCCAAUUAUUGCGGCCAAACAGAGUUUCAACUCACUUGCAAGAACAACCAAAACCUAACUUUAGUUCUCACAAACCUUUCUCUUCAAGUAAUCUCUUUUGAUUUGGAGAAUCAAACUUUAACCGUUGUCGAUGAGAGUUUAUUCGAGGGUCGAUGCCCAAGCAUGUCCCUGAACUUCACCGGGGCCAAUCAGUUCACAAUCGCUCCUACAGUGGAGAAGAUUGACCUAUUCAUUUGUCCUGCUUCUCAGAUGGUAAGUCCGCUUUCGGCGUUUACUUGCAGAAAAAGCAACGGGGAAAUUGUAACAUAUUACGCGUUUAAGCCCUCAGAUUCUGUUACGGACUGCGUAAAGAUGGGAGAAUAUCCAGUUCUUAGUUCUCUUCUGGAUGAGUUUCAGCGGUCAAGGCUUAAAUUGAAAGAAGCUUUGGUUAAGGGGUUUGAUCUAAGGUUCAACAUCAGAGACGAUCAAUCUUGCAGAGGUUGUUCAAAUAGUCAUGGAGUAUGCGGUUCCGAGCCAGUAUCUGGCAGUUUUCAGUGUCUCUGCUAUGACAAACUGAUACGAUUGAUGUAUCAAGAAGAAUGUGAAUGAGAGAAAGCAAAAGAAGACACGUGCAAGUGAGGAGGCACGUGAGAAGAAACUUGCUUGAAGAAGAAGAUAUUUUUAGGAUCUAAAAAUAUCAUGAACAAACUGAGUUCUAGUAUAAAUAAUGGCUCUGAAUGUUUAGAGAGGUUUAUGUUGUUUGUUGUUGAAUGGUAUGAGAGACUUAAGAGCAGAGCUAGUGAUGUGCUAGUCUCUCUCGUAUGGUGUAUUGAGAGCUGAGCUAGUGAUGUGCUAGUCUCUCUCUUGUAUGGUGUGUUAGUGUGUACCGGUUUGGUUAAGGAAUCGGUGGUAUCGAUAUUGAAAACU
This is a messenger RNA of Arabidopsis thaliana (thale cress), 1700 nucleotides long. RefSeq names its product wall-associated receptor kinase carboxy-terminal protein. Gene Ontology annotation, cellular component: membrane. The transcript has a single exon. Gene Ontology annotation, molecular function: protein serine/threonine kinase activity; polysaccharide binding. The coding region runs from base 957 to 1382 and encodes 141 amino acids. Lineage: Eukaryota; Viridiplantae; Streptophyta; Magnoliopsida; Brassicales; Brassicaceae. The record is from RefSeq and is marked reviewed.